AUGACAAGAAUGGGGAAACGACAAGAGAUGAGGAGAGUGUUCAGACAGUUCUCGAUUUUGUCGUUUACAUGCGUCAUCAUGGCUACUUGGGAGUUUCUGUUGACAGCAAAUACGCAAGGAUUGGUUGAUGGUGGGCUCGCUGGGCUUUUCUGGAGCUAUUUGUGGACAAUAGUAGGCUUUGGGUUGAUCAUUGCGAGCAUGGCAGAGAUGGCGAGUAUUGCACCAACCAGCGGAGGACAGUACCAUUGGGUAUCCGAGUUCGCACCAGCCAAAUACCAGAAGUUCCUGAGUUACACCACCGGUUGGCUGUCUUCGAUGUCAUAUCAGGCCGGCAACGCCUCCGGAUUCUUCCUAGCCGGGACCGUCAUCCAAUGUCUGGCCAUGGUAAACUAUCCAUCAUAUACGGCACCCAACUGGCAGAGCACCCUGUGCGUAUUGGCUGUUGUGGUGGUUUCAGCUGUGUUCAACAUCUGGGGAUCAUGGUGCUUCCCAAUAUUGAACAAUAUCUCCAUGGUGCUUCAUAUCACUGGCUUCGUCGCUGUGGUAGUGACACUGUGGGUGCUUGCGCCUCAUCCACCUGCGAGCGAAGUCUUCCUGCAUUUCACCAACGCUGGUGGCUGGUCGACCAUACCGUUAAGUUUGAUGGUUGGGCAAAUCAGUGCAAUUGCUUCCCUGGGGUGUUCAGACGCGGCUGCUCAUAUGAGCGAAGAAGUGUCUGAUGCUGGUCUUUCCGUUCCUCGGUCCAUGAUGUGGACAUUCUACAUCAAUGGCGGAACCGGUCUGAUCUUCCUGGUCUCCAUCCUGUUCGCGAUCCCGUCCGUCGACGAUGCUUUGAACGAUCCAACUGGAUAUCCGUUCUUCUACAUGUUCCAGGUCGCCAUGCCCGACACCAACGUCGGUACCAAAAUUCUCACGGUCAUCGCAGUCUGGUGCUUAAUGGUCGGCAACGUCUCCUUCACAGCAUCCUGUGCACGUCAAGCUUGGUCCUUCGCUCGUGACAAAGGGCUCCCUUUCUCAGGCUGGAUAUCGAAAAUGAAUCCCAGGGUGCAUGUGCCCGUCAAUGCGACGCUGUUGACACUGGCAUGUACAGUACUGCUAUCACUGAUCAACCUGGGCUCCAAUGCGGCGUUCAAUGCAAUCCUCAGCUUGCAACUUUCGUCGCUCAUGGCGUCUUAUGCCAUCUGCAUCUCAUGCAUUGUGUAUCGAAAGAUCCGCGAUCCAGCAUCGAUACCCAAGGCCAGAUGGUCGCUGGGCAAGCUCGGCUUGCCGAUUAACAUCAUUGCCAUGUGCUAUUCGGUGUUUGCCUGCUUUUGGACGUUCUGGCCAAAUUCGACGCCAGUAGACGUCGAGUCCUUCAACUGGGCACCUGUGAUCUUCAUGGCUGUCAUCAUCGUGGCAAUGAUCACAUACAUCGUCCAAGGUAGGCACGUUUACGACGGCCCGGUGGCAUUGGUUAAGAAGUUAUGA
Molecule: messenger RNA, 1467 nt
Organism: Zasmidium cellare ATCC 36951
Lineage: Eukaryota; Fungi; Ascomycota; Dothideomycetes; Mycosphaerellales; Mycosphaerellaceae
Exons: 5
Coding region: 1-1467 (488 amino acids)
Biological process (GO): transmembrane transport
Cellular component (GO): membrane
Molecular function (GO): transmembrane transporter activity
Source: RefSeq, a predicted model, not a curated record